AUGUCUGAUUUGGACGAUUUAAUUAACUCUUUUGAAAGUAUUGAGAUAAACGAUAAUAGCUCUGACUCCGCUUCAAAUACAGAAGUGUUAACUGAUCAAUCUAAUAAUCAAUUAGAAACUGAAGGUUAUCUUCUAACAAGGGUUGAAGGCAAAAUAGGCUCCCCCGAGAAACCCCUCAGCGAUUUGGGUUUAAUUUCUUAUCGGUCUUAUUGGAAAGACGUUUUGCUCAAUUAUUUAUGUUCCAGAGCUGGAACUACGUUAUCCGUCAAGGAUAUUAGUCAAGAAAUGGCUAUACAUUCCUAUGACAUUGUUUCGACUCUACAAGCUCUGGGAAUGAUGAAAUACUGGAAAGGUAAGCAUAUAAUUCUUAAAAAACAAGACGUUUUGGAUGAGUACGUCGAGAGGGUACAAAGACGAGGGUCUUUGCUUAAGGAAAUCGACCCCUGUUGCUUAAGAUGGACGCCACCUCAAAGUCAAGUGUCUGCGUGA
This is a messenger RNA of Ceutorhynchus assimilis (cabbage seed weevil), 489 nucleotides long. The record is from the annotation of a GenBank genome assembly. Lineage: Eukaryota; Metazoa; Arthropoda; Insecta; Coleoptera; Curculionidae.